Messenger RNA from Chiloscyllium plagiosum (whitespotted bambooshark), 1445 nucleotides. RefSeq names its product aristaless-related homeobox protein A-like. Gene Ontology annotation, molecular function: DNA-binding transcription factor activity, RNA polymerase II-specific; RNA polymerase II transcription regulatory region sequence-specific DNA binding. Gene Ontology annotation, biological process: regulation of transcription by RNA polymerase II. The record is from RefSeq and is a predicted model, not a curated record. NCBI's taxonomy places the organism in Eukaryota, Metazoa, Chordata, Chondrichthyes, Orectolobiformes, Hemiscylliidae.
ACAACAAAUCCCUCUUGCAUUUGCUGGAGCCGGUGAUGCCCCAGCCACCGAGUUGCUGUGUUGAGUGUGUCGGAGCCAUCCAUGCAACAUGAAGACCCCGAGGGACAGCUCGACGCCCCACUGCCCCAAGAAAUCACCGCCUUUUCCCCGGCUCUCUUCCUAUCUCAUCGACAGCAUCUUGGGACGUAGCAGUCCACCCAAUAAACGUGAGGUUUUCCCUUCCUCUGCCACACGGACCGACAAGGAGCCCGAGGGAGAGACGGCCUCUCUUCAACUGAAGAUGGGGAGUGAAUUUUCGCCAAGGGUGGAAGUUGAGGGUCAAUCCGAAGUAGGAAGGGUUUGCGGGUUGGAAUGGUAUCAAUCGAGUCGUUCCAAACGGGAGGAAGCGAGCAGAGGCGAACCUGAGAAUUGGUUUAAUGAACUUGCUUCAAGGGAAAGCGAUUCGGGCUCCGGUUUAAUGAGUGGACCGGAUCCAGUGAAAGCUCCGCCGAAAGACGGAGGGGACAAUGCGGGGAGUUGUGGGGAGAGAGAGGCCUCGGCGGACAACCAGGUUCUGGAACAAGGAGGAGGGGUAGACCAACCGAGUGAGGACACGGAGCAGAAAGAGAGCACCAGGGAGAACCGGACCCUUCAGUAUUACUCUUGUCCAGGAGACCAGGAGCACGGCUCGUUCAAGCGCAAACAGCGCCGCUACAGAACCACUUUCACCAACUUCCAGCUGGAGGAACUGGAGAGGGCUUUCAGGAAAACGCACUACCCCGAUGUCUUCACAAGGGAGGACUUGGCCAUGCGACUGGAUUUAACCGAAGCCAGGGUGCAGGUUUGGUUUCAGAACCGUCGAGCCAAGUGGAGGAAGCGGGAGAAGGCUGGAAACCUGGGUCAUCCUCACGCCCUGUCCUUGGCCAGUCCACUGGGGCUGUACUUGGAUGUACCAGUGGGCCAUUCCUCAGGCGUGGAGCCGAGCUGGAGGUCAGCGUCAAUCCCAUCCCUUGCUGCACCAGCAACUGCCAGCGCCUACAACCCUGCAGCCCAGUUAGGCAUCAGCACCUUCAUCGGGACCACAUUCUUCAGACACCCGUUGCUCAGUCCACACUUUGGGAGAUUUUUCACCAUGAAUCCGCUGAUGGCAGCCUCGCUGGUGGUGAAACCUUCGAUUCCCAGUCUGGACCCCAGUGUGUUUCCAGCCCAGCCUCAGUCGACUGUCUUGGAUAGGAAAUCCUCCAGCAUCGCCAGUCUGAGACUCAGAGCGAAAGAACACUCGGCGCCGAGCCCCCCAAUCGCUCUGCUCCCGAACCUAGCAAGUGCAGGCAAAGAGGUGUGCUGAAAGAUAAAGCUGCCAACUCCCCUCCAAACCCCCACCCAGUCAGCCCCUUAAAAGGGGUUGGCGGUCACUGAGCACACACAGUGUAUCCCGCUCAGCCACAGAGCAGAGGCAGCCGGAGUGA